AUGAUUCCCCAACUUAUCCUCUCCAUCCUUCUACUGCUUCCUUUUCCCACAUUCCAACAAGAAAACUAUCAGGAAAUUAGUAUAUUUCCACCUUCGACCUGGCAUCAACACGUACAUGAUCCAUACCACGUGUAUUACAAUGGGAAUCAUCAUAAUGGAGGACGAGUGAUCGACCAUAGGAAUGAUCAAGUAAGAACCAGUCAUGGUCAUUUUCAUACUUGUGAAGGAUGGACUUGUCAUUCGGAUUUUACAAACAGAAAAUAA
Molecule: messenger RNA, 264 nt
Organism: Caenorhabditis elegans
Lineage: Eukaryota; Metazoa; Nematoda; Chromadorea; Rhabditida; Rhabditidae
Gene: Y71F9AR.10
Exons: 1
Coding region: 1-264 (87 amino acids)
Source: RefSeq, marked reviewed